AUGAGAAAACCAGAGAUGGAAGAAGACGGGGGUCCGUCCCCCGCUCGCGCGAUCGCCGACCCCGUCGACAAAGUCUGGACCAGCCUGGUGCCGCGGCACCAGUGCUUCAUCGACCGGUGGCCUCCGGACGAGAUGGCGGCGGGAGGGACGGCAGAGGGGGGGCGUGAGCAGGGUGCUGGACCGUCGCUUGAGGCACGUCUGCUGAUCGAAGAGUGGCUUCGCAGCAGCAAGGGGAGCCCGCGCGUCUGCGCCGAGCGACUCAGGCGGCUGGCGGAUGCCCGGGCUUCGUGGAGAUGGCCGGAGGCGUGUUUCCUGGCGAGGGACGUUGCGGAUGUUCUGCUUACGGGAGCGAUGAAGCUCCUCCCCGGAAGCUCCCGCGGCGGCUCAGCCCCCCGGUCCCCCCCCAUCCUGGUGGUACACACACGCCUCGUCGACCACGAGCGGUGCCCCCCGGCCCAGUACACCAAAGGCCUGAGCUACCUCGUGCAGACGCUGGCGGCGGAGAGGAGAGCCAACGGCGGCGGCGGCGGCGGCCGCAGGAGUCGCCGGCGAGCGUCUUGCGAUUCCUCGGCAUCGGGAUUUUUUUUCGGCGACAGCGAGGAGAGCGAGGGCGACUACGGCGGAGACGUUCGCCACGACAGCAGCGGUACCGGCGGUGGUUCUCCGGUACCUACGGGGUCCACAUGUUCGAGCGACUCGGAGCGAGGGCAAGCGGAGGUGAUCCUAGUGAUCGACGCCCACAAGGACACCGUGGGGGCCAAGGUGAAGAAGAUCAUCAGCCUCUUCAUCGGCGGGGGCGGAGAAAGCGACGAUGGGAGCGCCGGCGGGGCGAAGGCAGGGAAGGGGACCCCGCGAGACAGCCUGAAAAAAGGUGCUGCAG
Ectocarpus siliculosus is the source of this 880-nucleotide messenger RNA. Lineage: Eukaryota; Phaeophyceae; Ectocarpales; Ectocarpaceae. The record is from the annotation of a GenBank genome assembly.